AUGCUGAGCCUCGCCCAAGACCUCUACCAAUUCCGCGAUCUGAUCGGUGAGCUGGUAUUGCGCGAUUUGCGGGUGCGCUAUCGGCGCUCGGCGAUCGGCUUUCUGUGGUCGAUGCUGCAGCCGCUGCUGACCAUGCUGGUGCUGCAGAUGGUGUUCGCGCACAUCUUUCAGGUCCGCAUGCCCGACGGCGCCAAGAUCCGAAACUUCCCGGUCUACGCUCUGUCCGGCAUCCUGUUCUGGAAUUUCUUCUCGCAGUCGAUCAUCACCUCGAUGAACAGCCUCAAGGGCAACGCCUACCUGUUGCAGAAGCUACCGGUGCCGACCGGAGUCUUCCCGGUGACAGCAGUGAUUUCGGGGGUGGUCAAUCUGGUGCUGGCGCUGGUGCCUCUGGCCGGGAUCCUGCUGUACACCGGCCAUCCAAUCGGCCCGUCGGUAUUUUUCUUACCGGUAGCGAUCCUGAUCAUCACCGCCUUCACUCUGGGCAUGGGCUUCCUGCUAUCACCGCUGGCAGUGUUUUUCAGCGAUGUCAUCGAGUUGGUGAUGGUGGUGCUGACGCUGGCGUUCUACUUGACGCCGGUGUUCUACCCCAAAGAGAUGCUGGCUGACACCAAGUUCUAUUGGGUGGUGUUCUACAGCCCGAUCCGCUCGAUUCUAGAGGUCUUCCGUGACCCGAUCUACCUCAACAAGAUCCCGCCGGUCAGCCAUCUCAGCCUGGCGACCGCGUUAGCCUUGCUGGCCCUAGUGAUCGGCGGCAUCGUCUUUCAUCGCAGCAGCCACCGGAUCCCGUUCUACGUCUGA
Messenger RNA from Nerophis lumbriciformis (worm pipefish), 798 nucleotides. NCBI's taxonomy places the organism in Eukaryota, Metazoa, Chordata, Actinopteri, Syngnathiformes, Syngnathidae. The record is from RefSeq and is a predicted model, not a curated record.